Messenger RNA from Bombina bombina (fire-bellied toad), 2265 nucleotides. RefSeq names its product phosphodiesterase 1C (gene PDE1C). The record is from RefSeq and is a predicted model, not a curated record. The transcript has 18 exons. Gene Ontology annotation, biological process: signal transduction. Gene Ontology annotation, molecular function: 3',5'-cyclic-nucleotide phosphodiesterase activity. Lineage: Eukaryota; Metazoa; Chordata; Amphibia; Anura; Bombinatoridae. The coding region runs from base 1 to 2265 and encodes 754 amino acids.
AUGACUGAACCCAGCACUAGAAAAGAAGGUUUUAAAAAAUGCAGGAGUGCCACUUUCAGCAUUGAUGGAUUUAGCUUUACAAUAGUGGCAAAUGAAGCUGGUGAUAAAAAUGCCCGGCCUCUGGCAAGAUUUGCAAGAUCCAAGUCUCAGAACAGCCUAUGGAACACUAUUAUCAGUGGGCUGAAUCUCAAAGAAAAGCAGAAGCCGGCAAUUGUCACUGACCCUCGUAGUCCUGAAGAGAUACUGGCUGAUGAGUUGCCACAGGUUGACAGUCCAGAUGCCAUUCCGAAAACAUCUAUAAGGUUGCGGUGUUUGGUGAAGCAACUGGAAAGAGGCGAAGCUUCUGUAGUUGAUCUCAAAAAGAAUUUAGAAUAUGCAGCCACUGUACUUGAAUCUGUUUAUAUUGAUGAAACAAGGCGUUUACUUGACACAGAAGAUGAACUCAGUGAUAUACAAUCAGACUCUGUGCCCUCAGAAGUACGGGACUGGUUGGCCUCCACGUUCACGCGGCAAAUGGGGAUGAUGUUAAGAAGAACAGAGGAGAAACCACGGUUUAGAAGUAUUGUCCAUGCAGUGCAAGCUGGGAUAUUUGUGGAGAGAAUGUACAGAAGGACAUCAAACAUGGUUGGACUCAGCUAUCCGCCUGCGGUUAUUGCUGUACUAAAGAAUGUCGACAAGUGGUCUUUUGAUGUAUUUGCACUAAAUGACGCCAGUGGUGAUCAUGCACUUAAAUUCAUCUUCUACGAAUUGCUCACACGUUAUGAUCUGAUUAACCGCUUCAAGAUACCUAUCUCUGCACUUGUAUCAUUUGUGGAAGCACUGGAAGUUGGAUAUACCAAGCAUAAAAACCCAUAUCACAAUCUAAUCCAUGCGGCAGAUGUUACACAGACCGUUCAUUACUUUCUUUUUAAAUCAGGGUUAGUGCACUGGUUGACAGAAUUGGAGAUAUUUGCAAUGAUUUUUGCUGCUGCAGUUCACGAUUAUGAACAUACUGGCACAACAAACAAUUUUCAUAUUCAGACAAGGUCAGAUUCAGCAAUUCUUUACAAUGACCGGUCUGUGCUUGAGAAUCAUCAUGUGAGUGCAGCAUAUCGCCUCCUGCAGGAUGAUGAGGAAAUGAAUAUUCUUUAUAAUCUAUCAAAGGAUGAUUGGAGGGAAUUCCGGGCUUUAGUGAUCGAGAUGGUGUUGGCAACUGAUAUGUCUUGUCACUUCCAACAAAUCAAAGCAAUGAAGAAUGCUCUCCAGCAGCCGGAAGGGAUCGACAAGCCGAAAGCCUUAUCGUUGUUGCUACAUACAGCAGACAUUAGCCAUCCAGCCAAAAACUAUGAUCUACAUCACAGGUGGACAAUGUCACUACUGGAAGAAUUCUUCAGACAGGGUGACAAAGAAGCAGAGCUUGGACUUCCAUUUUCCCCACUGUGUGACCGCAAUUCUACUAUGGUUGCUCAAUCCCAAAUAGGUUUUAUCGAUUUCAUUGUGGAACCCACUUUCACUGUGCUGACUGAUAUGAUAGAGAAAAUUGUAUUGCCACUUAUUGAUGAAGCAUCACGGUCAGGUCUAACGGGAUUUAGACGUUCUAGUUUAAACAGCAUCACCCCCUCAGAAGUUAAAAGGUCAAGUGUGAAGAGUACUGGAUCAGAAGGAAGUGCCUCUUUGAACUGUUCAAUACUCACUGUGGACUUCAAAAUUUUUAGAUGUUCCUGGUAUGAGGUUGUACAACAGAACAGAGAGAAAUGGAAGGCACAAGCAGCCAAAGAUGCAGAAGAAAGGGCUAAAAAAGAAGCAGAAGAAAGUGUUGUAAAGGAAAAAGAAGAUAAGAAGACGGAAGAAAUUGAGGAAAAACUAUUAACAUCUAAACAAGAAACAAACAGAGAACCAAAUUCCACUGAAAGCAAAACUACAGAAUCUAGUCAGGGAAAUGUAAACGGGACUCGAUUACCAAAUGUAAACAGACAACCUUCCUCAGGAGAAAGUCAAAACAAACCAGACAAACCCGGAGAAGACGGCAAACAACAAAUACAAAAUGGGACAAAUUGCACAGUGAAUGAUGCAUCAUGUACCGUGGAUUCACCAUACCUUCUUAAACUACCAGUUCUAAAACCCCAGCUGAGGUAUUUCAAACGGCCGACCUACUGCACAACGACGCGUUUGCCCAGCUUUCAAAAGAAACCUGAAGAAAAUGCUGCGAAGUAUAGACCAGUUGAUCAACGUGGAAGAAUGAAAAAAAUACAACACAUAUCAAUGCACUGGAAUAAGAAGCAAUAG